Cooperia oncophora is the source of this 597-nucleotide messenger RNA. The record is from the annotation of a GenBank genome assembly. Lineage: Eukaryota; Metazoa; Nematoda; Chromadorea; Rhabditida; Trichostrongylidae.
UUGGAGAACAAUAACCAGUCGAUUCUUAUAUUUCAGAAGGAACUGAAAGAAUACGAGCACCGUCUACCGCUCUCAUCUAUCACCCAUUUCUCAAUUGAUGGCGAUGUUCUCAUCACACAUAUCCACUGGGGAGGAAAAUACUACCCUGUUCCAUACGAGAGUGGACUGGCUGGAGAAGGCCUUUCUCCAGGAAAAAGCCUCUACUUGUACGGAAUGCCGGAGAAGAAAGGAAAGCGAUUCCACAUUAACAUUCUCAAGAAGAACGGCGACAUUGCUCUUCACUUCAAUCCGAGAUUCGACGAGAAGGUACCCGUUUUUUUAAAUAUUUCCGGGUCAAAAGGUCCAAUGAGCUGUUUGCAGGCAGUGGUACGUAACUCGUUGAUCAGCAAUGAAUGGGGUAAUGAAGAACGUGAGGGCAAGAUGCCCUUCGAAAAGGCGGUUGGAUUUGAUCUCGAAAUCAAGAACGAGGACUACGCCUUCCAGAUCAUGGUGAAUGGCGAGCGAUUCGCCUCGUACGCUCAUCGACUUGAACCACAUGAACUGAAUGGACUUCAAAUUGGUGGCGAUGUCGAGAUCACUGGAAUUCAACUCCACUAA